Messenger RNA from Hemiscyllium ocellatum (epaulette shark), 2568 nucleotides. Its product is annotated as aminoacylase-1-like. Gene Ontology annotation, molecular function: aminoacylase activity. Gene Ontology annotation, cellular component: cytoplasm. NCBI's taxonomy places the organism in Eukaryota, Metazoa, Chordata, Chondrichthyes, Orectolobiformes, Hemiscylliidae. The record is from RefSeq and is a predicted model, not a curated record. Gene Ontology annotation, biological process: amino acid metabolic process. The transcript is spliced from 15 exons. The coding region runs from base 98 to 1318 and encodes 406 amino acids.
GCCCCGCCCUCGGGGCCCGGAUCCGCCUCAAUCCCGGAAACAAAACCAACAGAGGCCGGAGGAGAGGUGAAAGAUCCCCACGCGGUGUGUGUGCAGGAUGGGUGGACAGCAGGAAGAGGAGCCGUCUGUGCGCUUGUUUCGGGAAUACCUGAGGAUCCGCACUGUCCAUCCUCAGCCAGACUACGAUGGUGCGAUUAAGUUUCUGGAGAGGAUGAGUGUGGAGCUGGACCUACCCUUGAAGAAAGUUGAGGUUCACCCAGGUCGGACUGUUGUCAUCAUCAGCUGGGAGGGGACGGACCCCAAGCUCAAAUCCAUUCUCCUGAAUUCCCACACGGAUGUGGUGCCUGUCUUUGAGGAGCAUUGGAAACACGACCCAUUUGCAGCUGUGAAAGAUGAGCAGGGCAAUAUUUAUGGCCGGGGGACACAGGACAUGAAGUGUGUCACCAUUCAGUAUAUCGAAGCAAUUCGGAGAUUGAAAUCAGAAGGGAAGCGAUUUCCACGGACAAUUCAUUUGUUGUUUGUUCCUGAUGAAGAAAUCGGGGGUGUGAACGGGAUGGCCAAGUUUGUCCAUUGUGAAGAGUUCCAGGCGAUGCGUGUCGGUUUUGGGCUCGAUGAAGGUUUGGCUAACCCCACUGAUGCCUUCACAGUCUUCUAUGGUGAGAGAAGCGUAUGGUGGGUCACCGUGCACUGCCCGGGCUGUCCAGGACAUGGCUCCCGCUUCAUAGAGAACACAGCUGCAGAGAAGCUGCGUAAAGUUCUGAAUUCAUUCUUGGACUUUCGAGAGAAGGAGAAGAAGAGGUUAGAUCUGAGUCAGUGCCUGACCCUGGGAGAUGUUACCACCAUCAACCUGACCUUAUUACAAGGAGGCGUCGCCUAUAAUGUUGUCCCCGAAGAGAUGAUGGCGAGCUUCGAUAUUCGCAUUCCCCCAACUGUGGAUCUGAAGGCCUUUGAAGAGCGAAUUAAGACCUGGUGUCAGGAUGCUGGCGAUGGAGUUGUGUACGAAUUUCACCAGAAAGGCAUGGACCAGUCAGUGACAUCUAUUGACAAGUCUGACCCCUGGUGGAACGCUUUCAGUAGCACAUGCCAGAAGCUGGACAUGACCCUGCAAUGUGAGAUCUUCCCAGCUGCCACAGACAGUCGAUACAUUCGUGCUAUGGGAUUCCCAGCGAUUGGAUUCUCGCCGAUGAACCGGACCCCGAUCCUGCUGCACGACCACAACGAGUUCCUCAACGAGAACGUCUUCCUGGCUGGCAUCACCAUUUAUACCGGGCUGCUGAGUGCCCUCGCCAGCCUGCCCCCCAUGCAGGCUGAUGCCUGAGCGACUGGGGAAGGAAGCGCGACCCCCCCCCUCCCCCUCACCCCGAAACCCACUGUCCCAAUUCCCCCUGCCCUCCCCCACCAACUGCUGCCCCCAUUCCCAUCCUGAAUUCUAGCUCCUCCUAACAGCAGCUUUGGAAUCCACACUGGUUUACCUCACUUUACUGAAUGUUUGGAUGAUCACUCAGGCUCUCAAUAGAUCGCCGUCAGCGUUUCCAAGGCGAUGGCGUGGCAUAAUAUGUUGAUUGUCUUAAUCUUCUUACACUUUUCAAUGGACUGGCCUUUACUUGGAAAAGAUUUCUAGCUUUUUAAAAUUAUAUUUGACUCUCCCCAUUGGACCUUCAUAAAGACAAUUGCCGUUCCACCUGACUCACCCGCCCUGUCGUCUUUACAUCCUUCCAUUGCUGUGACAGUUUUUAGUACCUCAGCACAAGUCUUCCUGUGUCAGACACUGAGCAUAGGUAGACUGUUCAACUGUGCAGGUCUCAUGGUAUGGUCUGAUUAAGUGUAGCUGUGUUCCUGGCAGGGGUUAUGGCCAAUACAAAUGUUCCUCUCCCCUGCUCUCCCUGUUCAGGAGAGAGUUGCAUCCCAAAGAGUGGGCAAGCUGAUAGAAAUGCUGUUGCUAAUGAGCAGCAAGAGACCAGGGAUCCUACAGUGGGUAACUCCCCUCCUGACUCCUCAAAGCUUGUUCACCAUCUACAAGGUCAGGAGUGUGAUGGAACACUUCCCCAAUUGCUUGGAUGGGUGCAGCUCCAAGACCACUGAAGCUUGAUACCACUCAGGGCAAAGCAGCCUACUUGAUUGACACUGCAUUCACAAACAUCCGCUCCCUCCACCACCGACGACGCUCAGUAGCAGCAGUGUGUGCUAUCUACAAGGUACACUGCAGAAAUUCACCAAAGAUCCUGAGACAGCCAAACCCAUGACUGCUUCCAUCUGGAAGGACAUGUGGAGCAGAUCCAGGGAGCUCCACCCUCUGCAAGUUCCCCUCCAAUCAUCUGGACAUCAAAAUCCUGGAAUUCCCUCCUUUCAGGAUACUGUGGACAUGGACUGCAGCAGUUCCAGAAGGUAGCUCACCAUCUCCUUCUCGAGAAUAACUGCCAAGAUAGCAGGGCACUGAUUGUCGAGACAACAGCAUGAUGUUGGGGAAUAUGUAAGGGAGGGGAAUGCUGUUCCCGGGAAUAUUAGGAAUUUAAUCUGAUUUAAAUAUGAUUUUGUUCUUGCAAAAUAAAGCUUGAUCGAAAACAAUAA